Sarcophilus harrisii (Tasmanian devil) is the source of this 1512-nucleotide messenger RNA. RefSeq names its product NSE4 homolog A, SMC5-SMC6 complex component (gene NSMCE4A). Lineage: Eukaryota; Metazoa; Chordata; Mammalia; Dasyuromorphia; Dasyuridae. The transcript is spliced from 11 exons. Gene Ontology annotation, cellular component: nucleus; Smc5-Smc6 complex. The record is from RefSeq and is a predicted model, not a curated record. Gene Ontology annotation, biological process: DNA repair. Bases 214 to 1326 code for a protein of 370 amino acids.
GAGGACUACGUUUAUAAAUCAAACGCGUUUUGUGCCUCCUGGACCACCGUCCUCCUAUUAAUUUGGAACAGGAAGAGACAUUAUCUAAUCUAAAAGCGGGAAGCCACGGGGAGAUACCGCGCAUGCGUACCACCGCAACUCUCUCCCUUCCCCCUUUCUUCUCUCAGGUUAACAGCUACUCUUCUCCGCGAGGAAACUGCGGGUACUGGGGUCAUGUUGAGCAACUACGGCCGCGGCACCCCGCGGGCGGGCACCAGCCGGCAGCGGGACUCGCUCCCGCCCGCCCCACGAGAAGCGAGCGGCUGUCGGACACCGCAGCGUAGCCAGGGUAUCGACGACCGCGGUGAUGGCGUCGAGGCGGCGGAGGACGAGACCUGUCCGGCCCCCGAUCCGAACUUCGAGCUGGAGGGCGACGACGGCAAGCGACGCCUGAUCCGCCACCAGUACCGCGAGCUCAUCCACAACGUGCAACAACAACGAGAAGAUAUGUUGAGUUCAAAAAGCAACAAAUUAACAGAUGCCCUUGAACAAGCCAACCAGCUGUUUAACAGAGUGUCCCAAGCAAGAGAAGCAGCCCUCGAUGCUCAGUUUCUUGUUCUGGCUUCAGACUUGGGUAAAGAAAAAGCAAAUCAGUUGCAUUCUGAUAUGACCUUAUUUGAUCCAACAUCAUAUGCUGAAGAUUUACUUAAGUAUAUGGGCCUAAAUCGGCUUGAAGUACAAGAAAGCGAUAGUGAGGAAGAACCACUUCAUAUUGGAUUUUUACCUGAAGAUUCCUGGCUCCGAGUGGGAAUAAUAUCAGUAAAAUUCUUAAAAUGGGCUCCAACAUUCCAUUUUUUGUUUGGUUCAUUCAAGACUGAUCCUCCUGUGCCAAAGCAACGUAAUGAACGUCAGAGAAAAAAAGAUAAGAUAGAAGAAGAAAGGGCCAUGCCUGAUGAGUUGAAAAAAAUGGAAGAGUCACAACAAGAGGCUACAGAAAAAGAGGUAGAAAGGAUCUUGGGAUUACUGCAGACUUAUUUUAGAGAAGAGCCUGAGACUCCUAUAUCCUUCUUUGACUUUGUGAUUGAUCCAAAUUCUUUUGCCCGAACUGUGGAAAAUAUUUUCCAUGUUUCCUUCAUUAUAAGGGAUGGUUUUGCAAGAAUAAGACUUGACCAAGAUAAACUGCCAAUAAUAGAGCCUAUUACCCAAGGUAAUGAGGAAAGUGAACAACAAAAUACCCAAAUCAGACACCAAGAUGUUAUAUCACUGAGUUACCAAGACUGGAAGGACCUUGUGAGAACUUUUGAAAUUUCACAGCCUAUGAUCUCUCCUCCAUGCUGUAGCAAGUAAAAUCCAAAUUUCUUAAGGUGUUCCAAAUGAAAACUGGCAACUCAGAUGGAAAGAACAUAUCAUUUAUUGUAUUAUGAAACGUGUUUUCCAGAGAAUCAGAUGUUGAGACUUUUUGUUUACAUGUAUUUUAUUUUAUUAUGAAGCUGCCUUGUUUUCAUAUGAUUAAAGAAAUUCACUGCCAUAGUA